This is a messenger RNA of Perognathus longimembris pacificus (Pacific pocket mouse), 2152 nucleotides long. RefSeq names its product CRK like proto-oncogene, adaptor protein (gene Crkl). The transcript has 3 exons. The coding region runs from base 508 to 1419 and encodes 303 amino acids. The record is from RefSeq and is a predicted model, not a curated record. Gene Ontology annotation, biological process: positive regulation of ERK1 and ERK2 cascade. Gene Ontology annotation, molecular function: protein binding. NCBI's taxonomy places the organism in Eukaryota, Metazoa, Chordata, Mammalia, Rodentia, Heteromyidae.
CGCUGAGCGGAGUGGGAGGUGGCCGGCCGCUUCUCCCACGUCCGCCAUUUUGUUGCUGUGGCUAUUGGGAGCGGGCUCGGCAAAACUGCCCCGGAGUCGCUACGUUUCUUGCAGUCUGGUGCUUUCUUGUGACGACGAGGGUCAGUGCAGACCUUUGGGGCUGUGGAGCUUAUACAUUCCAGGCCGGGAGUCACUAAAGCCACCUCGGUACUCCGGGCUGCCCUAUUACCCCCGGGCGGCCUCCGCUUACGGCUCGGCUUCGUCCACCCCGACCCCUGGGUUCUGUCCCUCUUUCCCCGGGCCGACUCUGUCCGCGCGGCGCUCCCGGAGCAGGCGGGCGGCAGCAGAGGAUGCUGCGGACCAGGAGCCGAGAGGAAGGUCCCGGCCCAGCUCUCUAAGUUCGCCUCGAAGGGUGUGAAGAGGUCCUUUCUCUGCUCCUGAGCCCGCUGCCGGCUAAGGCUUCCAGACUAGGCAAGAGCCGUCGCCGCCCAGACCCGUCCCAACACCAUGUCCUCCGCCAGGUUCGAUUCCUCAGACCGCUCGGCCUGGUACAUGGGGCCGGUGUCUCGCCAGGAGGCGCAGACUCGGCUCCAGGGCCAGCGCCACGGAAUGUUCCUAGUCCGGGACUCCUCCACCUGCCCUGGGGACUAUGUGCUGUCGGUGUCCGAGAACUCGCGUGUCUCCCACUACAUCAUCAACUCCCUGCCCAACCGCCGUUUUAAGAUCGGAGACCAGGAGUUUGACCAUUUGCCGGCCUUGCUGGAGUUCUACAAGAUCCACUACCUGGACACCACCACCCUGAUCGAGCCAGCUCCCAGGUAUCCAAGCCCACCAAUGGGAUCUGUCUCAGCCCCCAACUUGCCAACAGCAGAAGAAAAUCUGGAAUAUGUACGGACUCUCUAUGAUUUUCCUGGAAAUGAUGCAGAAGACCUGCCCUUUAAAAAGGGUGAGAUCCUGGUGAUAAUUGAGAAGCCUGAAGAACAGUGGUGGAGUGCCCGGAACAAGGAUGGCCGGGUUGGGAUGAUUCCUGUUCCUUAUGUUGAAAAGCUUGUGAGAUCUUCACCUCAUGGAAAGCAUGGAAAUAGGAAUUCCAACAGUUAUGGUAUCCCAGAACCUGCUCAUGCAUAUGCUCAACCUCAGACCACAACUCCUCUACCUGCAGUUUCCAAUACUCCUGGCGCAGCAAUCAAUGCUUUGCCAUCCACCCAGAACGGACCUGUGUUUGCAAAAGCAAUCCAGAAAAGAGUACCCUGUGCUUAUGACAAGACUGCCUUGGCAUUAGAGGUGGGUGACAUUGUGAAAGUCACAAGAAUGAAUAUAAAUGGCCAGUGGGAAGGUGAAGUGAAUGGGCGCAAAGGGCUUUUCCCUUUUACCCAUGUCAAAAUUUUUGACCCUCAAAACCCAGAUGAAAAUGAGUGAUUGCUGUUGCCUUGUUCCCUGCUGCUUCAUCAUUCUGCCUGUCAUAGUCUCCUUUGAAGUGGGAAAGCGUUCUCUCUCAUAGGGAAGUUACACUGCAUUGCUGACCGAAGUCCAGCUUUCUGCAGACUGAAGGUCUCUCAUACACAUUUGGAAUGCACACAGUGGCUGCCUCCUGGCAUUUGUGUAUCAUAGUAGUCUUGUUGAAGAGUAGCCAAUUUUAGAGUUCUUUUGAAUCAUAAACUGGAAAUACUGGUGGAAGCACACAAGUGGAGAGAAGUAGACAUGGAGAGAGUCUUCUCAUCACUGCCCUGUUUGUACUUGGGACUGGUUCUGUCAUAGAAAAGCUUGAGGCCAUGGUGAGAUCCUGCGUGUUGUUGUUCCACAAAGCAGUGGCUCCACCACCACCUUUUUUGUCUUUGGACAACAGGAAAUGAACUUUAAGAGAGAAUUUUGUCCUGAAAUCCCUAAAUCUGGCUUUCCUUUUGUUUUCUUUUGGUUUGGUUUUGGAAGACUAAUUAGACUUAUGUGUCUUGGACAGAUUUUUAAGUAGCAGGUUGGAUUUUUUUGUGAUAGUCCAAGGAAUAAUAUGUGCCUCUGAGCUUCUAAACUGAAGCUGCUGUAACUAAAGGAAUACGAAAAGAACAACCCUGAAGCAGAGGAGGCCUUUAUUCAUUUUGGUUGCCAACAGUACCUUGUUUUGCCACAUGGCAAACAACACACUCUCUCUCUCUCU